CUUAUGACGUACUACUUUCCCUUUCUGCUGGAGGAGAAGCUGGCUCUGGUGCCCAGGAUCAGGACCUCUGUCAUCCACAGAGCCACAAAGCAACAGUCAGGACUCAGAAGCAAAGUUUACAAGUGAGGAAGAUCCAUUUGGUAUCGGAAGAUGAAGAAGGUACUUUUCCUGGUGCUAAUAUCUUUCUGUUGGGCUGAUCGUCAUGCCAGGAACUCCACGCUGCACCCAUGACAGGAUCAUUCACGUCCAUGAGGAUGAUCCUCGUCUUUAUGUGGAGGUAGAGCAAACAAAAGUAAUUUCCCAUCGAGGUGGUAAUGCAACAUUGCCAUGCAAGUUUUUACAUGACUCAGUGGACUCUGGAUCACCAUCUCAUAAAAUCCGUAUCAAAUGGACAAAACUGACUUCAGAUUACCUCAAGGAAGUGGAUGUCUUCGUUUCAAUGGGGCAUCACAAGAGGAGUUAUGGCAGCUACCAGGGAAGGGUUUACCUACAAGGAGCAAGUGAAAAUGAUGCUUCACUUGUGAUUACUGACAUAACACUGGAAGACUAUGGCAAAUACAAAUGUGAAGUCAUUGAAGGACUGGAGGACGAUACCGCUGUUGUGUCAUUGGACUUACAAGGUGUUCUAUAUCCAUAUUUUCCACGUUUGGGUCGGUACAAUUUCAAUUUCCAUGAAGCGCAAAAAGCCUGUCAAGACCAGGAUUCUAUAAUUGCCUCUUUUGAUCAACUAUAUGAUGCAUGGAGGUCAGGACUUGAUUGGUGCAAUGCAGGGUGGCUAACUGAUGGAUCAGUACAAUACCCAAUUACCAAUCCUAGAGAACCCUGUGGAGGCAAACACACUGUUCCUGGAGUUCGAAACUAUGGCUAUAGGGACAAAGACAAAGGCAGAUAUGAUGUCUUUUGUUUCACAUCAAACUUCAAAGGUCGCUUCUAUUACCUAAUACACCCAACAAAGCUUACAUACGAUGAAGCAGUCCAGGCCUGUAUCAAUGAUGGAGCUCAGAUUGCUAAAGUAGGCCAGAUGUAUGCAGCAUGGAAACUCCUGGGUUAUGAUCGCUGUGAUGGAGGAUGGUUGGCGGAUGCCAGCGUCCGUUACCCAAUCUCAAAGCCGAGACGACGAUGCAGUCCCAAUGAGGCAGCUGUCCGCUUUGUAGGUUACCCAGACAAGAAGCACAAGCUCUAUGGUGUUUACUGUUAUAAAGCAUAGAACUAUAGCACCCUAAAACACGAAACAGUAUUACAAAUGUUAAGAACAUGUGAAAAAAGAUUUAUUUAAAAAAAUGAACUCCUGCAAGCUAUAAAAACUGUGAUAAACCUUUUUACUUACUGUAAGAAAAACUAUUGUCAUAAAUCCAUAUCAGUU
Messenger RNA from Bufo gargarizans (Asiatic toad), 1363 nucleotides. RefSeq names its product hyaluronan and proteoglycan link protein 1-like. The transcript has 5 exons. Gene Ontology annotation, biological process: cell adhesion. Lineage: Eukaryota; Metazoa; Chordata; Amphibia; Anura; Bufonidae. Gene Ontology annotation, molecular function: hyaluronic acid binding. Bases 203 to 1207 code for a protein of 334 amino acids. The record is from RefSeq and is a predicted model, not a curated record.